Molecule: messenger RNA, 561 nt
Organism: Papaver somniferum (opium poppy)
Lineage: Eukaryota; Viridiplantae; Streptophyta; Magnoliopsida; Ranunculales; Papaveraceae
Product: putative invertase inhibitor
Exons: 1
Coding region: 1-561 (186 amino acids)
Molecular function (GO): enzyme inhibitor activity
Source: RefSeq, a predicted model, not a curated record
AUGAAUCAAUCAUUCUCAUUGCUUUCCCUGUCUUCUAUCUUCAUUGUUUUUCUUAUUCUAAACUCCUUUGAUCAUGGUGUAGAUGGUGAUUUAGUCAGUGAUUUAUGUGAGAAUGCAUCAACAACUGAUCCCCAACUCGAGUAUCAAUUUUGUGUUGCAUCUCUUUCAGCAAACCCUGCAAGUAAAGAUGCUCAUGAUCUUUUGGAACUUGGAAUCAUAUCAAUGCAAAUAUGUCUACAAAAUGCAACAUCUGUUCAUUCUUAUAUUUCUCAAAUUUUGAAAGACGGGAAAGAAGAACCAGCAGCAAGGCCAUGUUUACAAGAUUGUUUAGAUCUUUAUUCGGAUGCUCUUGAUUUUAUUCCAGAGGCUAUCCAAUACUUUGAGGAUAAAGACUAUAGCAGUGCUAAUAUAGAAAUGAGUGCCGCCAUGGAUGCUUCAGUUACUUGUGAAGAUGGGUUUAAGGAAGUUGUUAGUCAAUAUUUGAUUUCUCCUUUGACCAAACAAGGUGGUGAUUUUUCUCAGCUAACUGCUAUUUCUCUUGCAAUCACUAAUAUGGUUUAA